Haliotis rubra (blacklip abalone) is the source of this 1035-nucleotide messenger RNA. RefSeq lists its product as uncharacterized. The record is from RefSeq and is a predicted model, not a curated record. The coding region runs from base 60 to 728 and encodes 222 amino acids. The transcript is spliced from 8 exons. NCBI's taxonomy places the organism in Eukaryota, Metazoa, Mollusca, Gastropoda, Lepetellida, Haliotidae.
CGGAAAUAUUUUUGAGCAUUUCGAUUAAUGUUAAAACUUUGGAACUACUGACACAAAGUAUGUUUGCAGGCUCAACACUCGCAAAACGGUUUUUCUUUGUGCUUGUGUUGCUGUUGUUGGUAUACACAAAAUUUAUAUACACACGGACUAUUUCUUUUGGUAAAAUUGCCUUUGAAUCGUCCUGUGAACGCAAGACAUGGAUCUCAGCCAACGAGACAUGUGCUGAAAAAGGGGGAGUGCUGUACAGUGUGUCUGACCUGAAGCACCGCUAUGGGGGAUAUGUCAACAAACUGGCCAUUGAAGAACACGCGACGAUAUGGCUCGACAAGAAGAUACAAGAAAAUGAAACCGAGGCCUGUCCUGUUUUGUCCAAAGAACAUAUCCGCAUCGACAACAGCUGUGAAGAGAAACAUUACUUUGUCUGCCGUGUGACAUCUGAUGCUGAUUUCAUCUUCAAUGGAAAAAUUGCAGAUGUGCCAUACCAAGGGUGUAAUAGCGGUACUACUAAAGAGCCUUUCAGUGAAAUAAUACUUCAAAACAUUCCUACCACCAGACCACCCUCUUCAUAUCUCUCCUAUACUCACAGAACUAUACUCAUCUUUGUCGUGUGCUUUCUGGUGAUUGCGGCGGGUGUCGUGGCUGUCUGUUAUUUCAACCGAAUAGGAAAGAAGAUAGGGAUGUCAAGGAAACGACGACGACAUAGGCGGCACAGAUGUAGCCGAUGUUGAAGACAUGACUACACGAAGAAUGGAUGGUGGACAGAUUCAGUUAUGUGUUUUAAGACAUCAACAGACUGACUGUUCUACAUGCAGACGGCCAGUCACACAGAUAUGUUGCUGUGCACGGGUGGUCAGUACUCCUUAUGUACUGUAUUGGUUUCUGUGAUGUGUUUACACAUCACUUUCUUCGAAAUAGUGAAUAAUGUGAUGACUAUAUAUAUGAAGGACACCAGUCUCGCAAAUUCGUAUGUAAUGAGACCGAGUGUGAUAUUUUAUUUAUUACCCACGUAUUACCUGCAUAAAAUUGACAAAAUAG